Molecule: messenger RNA, 9910 nt
Organism: Choloepus didactylus (southern two-toed sloth)
Lineage: Eukaryota; Metazoa; Chordata; Mammalia; Pilosa; Megalonychidae
Gene: TRIO
Product: trio Rho guanine nucleotide exchange factor
Biological process (GO): protein phosphorylation
Cellular component (GO): cytoplasm
Molecular function (GO): protein kinase activity; guanyl-nucleotide exchange factor activity; protein binding
Source: RefSeq, a predicted model, not a curated record
UUUUCCUUUCACCCGGGUUCCCUCGGCCGUGAUUUCACCCCUCCCCCUCCUUCCUUCCCCUUUUGAAAUCAAGAUGGAGGCUCGCGGCUGCCGCCGGCGCCCGUGAUCCCGGAGCUCCCGCCCGCCCGGGCCCCCGCCCUCGCCACUGCGUGUCGGGCGCGGCGCGCGCUGCUGCCCGCGGUCCGGCCGGCCCCACCGAGGCCGUGGCUCCGCGCCCCCGCCCCGCGGCCGGCUCGCGGCUUCGGGCGGAGUCCUGGUCUAUGUGGGCGCGCUCCUCGGGCCGCGCCGCCGCCGCCGCCCGCCGCCCCGGGGCUCUGCGUCCGCGCGCCGGCCGCGGGCAGCUGGGCGCUCCGCGCCGCCAAGCCCGGCGGGGAGCGGGCGGCGCGCUGCGCUAGGGGCGCGGGGCCCGGGUCGGGCGCGGCCGCGGGGCGCCGCGGCAGCUAUGAGCGGCAGCAGCGGUGGCGCCGCCGCCCCCGCCGCGUCCUCCGGCCCCGCCGCGGCGGCCAGCGCGGCGGGCUCGGGCUGCGGGGGCGGCACCGGCGAGGGGGCUGAGGAGGCGGCCAAGGACCUGGCCGACAUCACGGCCUUCUUCCGAUCCGGGUUUCGAAAAAACGAUGAAAUGAAAGCUAUGGAUGUUUUGCCAAUUUUAAAGGAGAAAGUUGCAUACCUUUCAGGUGGCAGAGACAAACGUGGAGGCCCCAUCUUAACCUUCCCAGCCCGCAGCAAUCACGACAGAAUACGACAGGAGGACCUCAGGAGGCUCAUCUCGUACCUGGCCUGCAUCCCCAGUGAGGAGGUGUGCAAGCGUGGCUUCACGGUGAUCGUGGACAUGCGUGGCUCCAAGUGGGACUCCAUCAAGCCGCUGCUGAAGAUCCUGCAGGAGUCCUUCCCCUGCUGCAUCCACGUGGCCCUCAUCAUCAAGCCGGACAACUUCUGGCAGAAGCAGAGGACGAAUUUCGGCAGUUCCAAGUUUGAAUUUGAGACAAAUAUGGUCUCUCUCGAAGGCCUUACCAAAGUAGUUGAUCCUUCCCAGUUAACUCCUGAAUUCGACGGCUGCCUGGAAUACAACCAUGAGGAGUGGAUUGAGAUCCGAGUCGCUUUUGAAGACUACAUCAGCAGUGCCACCCACAUGCUCUCUCGGCUGGAGGAGCUUCAGGACAUCCUGGCUAAGAAGGAGUUGCCCCAGGAUUUAGAUGGGGCUCGAAAUAUGAUUGAGGAACAUUCCCAGCUGAAGAAGAAGGUGAUUAAGGCCCCCAUAGAGGACUUGGACUUAGAGGGACAGAAGCUGCUCCAGAGGAUCCAGAGCAGUGAUAGCUUCCCUAAAAAGAACUCGGGGUCAGGCAACGCUGACCUGCAGACCCUCUUGCCCAAGGUGUCCAGCAUGCUGGACAGGCUGCACUCCACACGGCAGCAUCUGCAUCAGAUGUGGCACGUGAGGAAGCUGAAGCUGGACCAGUGCUUUCAGCUGAGGCUGUUCGAACAGGACGCUGAGAAGAUGUUUGACUGGAUCACACACAACAAGGGUCUGUUUCUGAACAGCUACACCGAGAUUGGGACCAGCCAUCCUCACGCCAUGGAGCUCCAGACCCAGCACAAUCACUUUGCUAUGAAUUGUAUGAACGUGUAUGUGAACAUAAACCGCAUCAUGUCUGUGGCCACCCGCCUGGUGGAGUCCGGCCACUACGCCUCCCAGCAGAUCAAGCAGAUCGCCAGCCAGCUGGAGCAGGAGUGGAAGGCGUUUGCCGCGGCCCUGGAUGAGCGCAGCACCUUGCUGGACAUGUCCUCCGUCUUCCACCAGAAGGCGGAAAAGUAUAUGAGCAACGUGGAUUCGUGGUGUAAAGCCUGCGGUGAGGUGGACCUUCCCUCAGAGCUGCAGGAUUUGGAAGACGCCAUUCAUCACCACCAGGGCAUAUAUGAGCACAUCACCCUUGCUUAUUCCGAGGUGAGCCAGGACGGGAAGUCCCUCCUCGACAAGCUCCAGCGGCCCUUGACUCCUGGCAGUUCCGAUUCCUUGACGGCCUCUGCCAACUACUCCAAGGCUGUGCACCAUGUCCUGGAUGUCAUCCACGAGGUGCUGCACCAUCAGCGGCAGCUCGAGAACAUCUGGCAGCACCGCAAGGUGCGGCUCCACCAGAGGCUGCAGCUGUGUGUCUUCCAGCAGGAUGUCCAGCAGGUGCUGGACUGGAUUGAGAACCACGGAGAAGCAUUCCUGAGCAAGCACACCGGAGUUGGGAAAUCGCUCCAUCGGGCCAGAGCUCUGCAGAAACGCCAUGAAGACUUUGAAGAAGUAGCCCAGAAUACAUACACCAAUGCCGACAAACUGCUAGAAGCGGCCGAGCAGCUGGCCCAGACCGGGGAGUGUGACCCUGAGGAGAUUUAUCAGGCCGCGCAUCAGCUCGAAGACCGGAUACAAGAUUUCGUGCGGCGUGUGGAGCAACGGAAGAUCUUGCUGGACAUGUCGGUGUCCUUCCACACGCAUGUGAAGGAGCUGUGGACGUGGCUGGAGGAGCUGCAGAAGGAGCUGCUGGACGACGUGUACGCCGAGUCGGUGGAGGCCGUGCAGGACCUCAUCAAGCGCUUUGGGCAGCAGCAGCAGACGACCCUACAAGUGACAGUCAACGUGAUCAAGGAGGGGGAAGACCUCAUCCAGCAGCUACGGGACUCGGCCAUCUCCAGUAACAAGACGCCGCACAGCAGCUCCAUCAGCCACAUCGAGACGGUGCUGCAGCAGCUGGACGAGGCCCAGUCCCAGAUGGAGGAGCUCUUCCAGGAGCGCAAGAUCAAGCUCGAGCUCUUCCUGCAGCUGCGCAUAUUUGAGCGGGACGCCAUCGAAAUCAUCUCAGACCUCGAGUCUUGGAAUGACGAGCUUUCUCAGCAGAUGAAUGACUUCGACACAGAAGACCUCACAGUGGCAGAGCAGCGCCUCCAGCACCAUGCAGACAAGGCCUUGACCAUGAAUAAUCUGACUUUUGAUGUCAUCCACCAAGGGCAAGAUCUUUUGCAGUAUGUCAAUGAAGUACAGGCCUCUGGCGUUGAGCUGCUUUGUGACAGAGAUGUAGAUAUGGCAACUCGGGUCCAGGACUUGCUGGAGUUUCUUCAUGAAAAACAGCAGGAAUUGGACUUGGCAGCUGAGCAGCAUCGGAAGCAUCUGGAGCAGUGUGUGCAGCUUCGCCAUCUGCAGGCUGAAGUGAAGCAGGUGCUGGGCUGGAUCCGCAAUGGAGAGUCCAUGCUCAACGCCGGGCUCAUCACAGCCAGUUCCUUGCAGGAGGCCGAGCAGCUGCAGAGAGAGCACGAGCAAUUCCAGCACGCCAUCGAGAAAACCCACCAGAGUGCCCUGCAGGUGCAGCAGAAGGCGGAGGCAAUGCUGCAGGCCAACCACUACGACAUGGACCUCAUCAGGGACUGCGCGGAGAAGGUGGCCUCCCACUGGCAGCAGCUCAUGCUCAAGAUGGAGGACCGCCUCAAGCUCGUCAAUGCUUCCGUUGCCUUCUACAAAACUUCUGAGCAGGUCUGCAGUGUCCUCGAAAGCCUGGAACAAGAGUACAAGAGAGAAGAAGACUGGUGUGGAGGAGCUGACAAACUGGGUCCCAAUUCCGAGACGGACCACGUCACCCCAAUGAUUAGCAAGCACCUUGAACAAAAGGAAGCAUUCCUGAAGGCUUGCACUCUUGCUAGAAGGAAUGCAGAUGUUUUCCUGAAAUACCUGCACAGGAACAGCGUGAACAUGCCGGGCAUGGUGGCGCAUAUCAAAGCUCCUGAACAGCAGGUGAAAAAUAUCUUGAAUGAGCUCUUCCAGCGGGAGAACAGGGUGCUGCACUACUGGACCAUGAGGAAGCGGCGGCUGGACCACUGCCAGCAGUACGUGGUCUUCGAACGGAGCGCCAAGCAGGCUCUAGAGUGGAUCCAUGACAGCGGGGAGUUCUACCUGAGCACGCACACCUCCACGGGCUCCAGCAUCCAGCACACCCAGGAGCUCCUGAAGGAGCACGAGGAGUUCCAGAUCACCGCGAAGCAAACCAAAGAGAGAGUGAAGCUAUUGAUACAGCUGGCUGAUGGCUUUUGUGAAAAAGGGCAUGCCCAUGCGGCAGAGAUAAAAAAAUGUGUCACAGCUGUGGAUAAGAGGUACAGAGAUUUCUCUCUGCGGAUGGAGAAGUACAGGACCUCUUUGGAGAAAGCUCUGGGGAUUUCUUCAGAUUCUAACAAAUCGAGUAAAAGUCUUCAGCUAGAUAUUAUUCCAGCCAGCAUCCCUGGGUCAGAGGUAAAACUCCGGGAUGCUGCUCAUGAACUGAAUGAAGAAAAGCGGAAGUCUGCCCGCAGGAAAGAGUUCAUAAUGGCUGAGCUAAUUCAAACUGAAAAGGCUUACGUAAGAGACCUUCGGGAGUGUAUGGAUACCUACCUGUGGGAAAUGACUAGCGGGGUGGAGGAGAUCCCCGCUGGCAUUGUAAACAAAGAGCUCAUUAUCUUCGGAAACAUGCAGGAAAUCUACGAGUUUCAUAAUAACAUAUUCCUAAAGGAGCUGGAAAAGUAUGAACAGUUGCCCGAGGACGUUGGACAUUGCUUUGUUACUUGGGCAGACAAGUUUCAGAUGUAUGUCACCUACUGCAAAAACAAGCCUGACUCCACUCAGCUAAUCUUAGAGCAUGCAGGAUCCUAUUUUGAUGAGAUACAGCAGCGGCAUGGAUUAGCCAAUUCCAUCUCUUCCUACCUUAUCAAACCUGUUCAGCGAAUAACAAAGUAUCAGCUCCUUUUAAAAGAGCUGCUCACGUGCUGCGAGGAAGGAAAAGGGGAGAUCAAAGACGGCCUGGAGGUGAUGCUCAGUGUGCCAAAGCGCGCCAACGACGCCAUGCACCUCAGCAUGCUGGAAGGGUUUGAUGAAAAUAUCGAGUCUCAGGGAGAACUCAUCCUGCAGGAAUCCUUCCAAGUGUGGGACCCCAAAACCUUAAUUCGAAAGGGUCGAGAACGGCAUCUCUUCCUUUUUGAAAUGUCCUUAGUAUUUAGUAAAGAAGUGAAAGAUUCCAGUGGGAGAAGCAAGUACCUUUAUAAAAGCAAAUUGUUUACCUCAGAGUUGGGUGUCACGGAGCACGUGGAAGGAGAUCCUUGCAAAUUUGCACUGUGGGUGGGGAGGACACCAACUUCAGAUAAUAAAAUUGUCCUCAAGGCUUCCAGUAUAGAGAACAAACAGGACUGGAUAAAGCACAUUCGAGAAGUAAUUCAAGAAAGGACUAUCCAUCUGAAAGGAGCCCUCAAGGAGCCGAUCCAUAUUCCCAAGACAGCUCCUGCAACGCGGCAGAAGGGAAGGAGGGAUGGAGAAGAUCUGGACAGCCAAGGUGACGGCAGCAGCCAGCCGGACACCAUUUCAAUCGCCUCGCGGACCUCUCAGAACACACUGGACAGUGACAAGCUGUCCGGCGGCUGCGAGCUGACCGUGGUGAUCCACGACUUCACGGCCUGCAACAGCAACGAGCUCACCAUCCGGCGCGGCCAGACCGUGGAGGUCCUGGAGCGGCCGCACGACAAGCCCGACUGGUGCCUGGUGCGGACCACCGACCGCUGCCCCGCCGCCGAGGGCCUGGUCCCCUGCGGCUCGCUGUGCAUCGCCCACUCGCGGAGCAGCAUGGAGAUGGAGGGCAUCUUCAACCACAAAGACUCGCUGUCCGUCUCCAGCAACGAUGCCAGCCCGCCGGCCUCCGUGGCGUCCCUCCAGCCCCACAUGAUGGGCGCCCAGAGCUCCCCCGGCCCCAAGCGCCCCGGGAACACCCUGCGCAAGUGGCUGACGAGCCCCGUGCGGCGCCUGAGCAGCGGCAAGGCCGACGGGCACGUGAAGAAGCUGGCGCACAAGCACAAGAAGAGCCGCGAGGUGCGCAAGAGCGCCGACGCCGGCUCGCAGAAGGACUCGGACGACAGCGCGGCCACGCCGCAGGACGAGACCCUGGAGGAGAGAGGCCGAAACGAGGGCCUGAGCAGCGGCACCCUCUCCAAAUCCUCAUCCUCGGGGAUGCAGAGCUGCGGAGAGGAGGAGGGCGAGGAGGGGGCGGACGCCGUGCCCCUCCCCCCGCCCAUGGCCAUCCAGCAGCACAGCCUCCUGCAGCCAGACUCGCAGGAUGACAAGGCCUCUUCUCGCUUAUUAGUCCGCCCCACCAGCUCCGAAACGCCGAGCGCAGCAGAGCUUGUCAGUGCAAUUGAGGAACUCGUGAAAAGCAAGAUGGCCCUGGAGGACCGUCCCAGCUCUCUGCUCGUGGACCAGGGGGACAGCAGCAGCCCCUCCUUCAACCCUUCCGACAACUCGCUCCUCUCCUCCUCCUCGCCCAUCGAUGAGAUGGAAGAAAGGAAAUCCAGCUCUUUAAAAAGACGGCACUAUGUUUUGCAAGAAUUAGUGGAGACAGAGCGCGACUAUGUCCGGGACCUGGGCUACGUGGUUGAGGGCUACAUGGCACUUAUGAAAGAAGAUGGUGUUCCUGAUGACAUGAAAGGAAAGGACAAGAUUGUGUUUGGCAACAUCCAUCAGAUUUAUGACUGGCACAGAGACUUUUUUUUAGGAGAGUUGGAGAAGUGCCUUGACGAUCCAGAAAAACUAGGAUCCCUUUUUGUUAAGCACGAGAGAAGGUUGCACAUGUACAUAGUUUAUUGUCAAAAUAAACCAAAGUCUGAGCACAUUGUCUCAGAAUACAUUGAUACCUUUUUUGAGGACUUAAAGCAACGCCUUGGCCACAGGUUGCAACUCACAGAUUUGUUAAUAAAACCAGUGCAGAGGAUUAUGAAAUAUCAGCUGUUACUGAAGGACUUCCUCAAGUAUUCCAAAAAAGCUAGCCUGGACACGUCGGAAUUAGAGAGAGCCGUGGAGGUCAUGUGCACGGUGCCCAAGCGGUGCAACGACAUGAUGAACGUCGGCCGGCUGCAAGGAUUCGACGGUAAAAUUGUCGCCCAGGGUAAGCUGCUCCUGCAGGACACCUUCUUGGUCACAGACCAGGAUGCGGGACUUCUGCCUCGCUGCAAAGAGAGGCGGGUUUUCCUCUUCGAGCAAAUCGUCAUCUUCAGCGAACCACUUGAUAAAAAGAAGGGCUUUUCCAUGCCAGGAUUCCUGUUCAAGAACAGUAUCAAGGUGAGCUGUCUCUGCCUGGAGGAUAAUGUGGAAAACGAUCCCUGUAAAUUUGCACUGACCUCAAGGACAGGUGAAGUGGCAGAGACCUUCAUUUUGCAUUCGUCCAGUCCGAGUGUCCGGCAAGCAUGGAUCCAUGAAAUCAACCAAAUUUUAGAAAACCAGCGCAAUUUUUUAAAUGCCUUGACGUCGCCCAUUGAGUAUCAGCGGAACCACAGCGGGGGCGGCGGCGGCAGCAGCGGCGGGGGCGGCGGCGGGGCUGGGGGCGGCGGCGGCGGCGGGGGCCCCGGCGGCGGCAGCAACCACGGCGGGGGCGGCCCCGGCAGCAGCAGCGGCACCCCCAGCUCGAGCAGGAGCAGGCCCUCGCGGAUCCCCCAGCCCGUCCGACACCACUCCCCAGUGCUGGUCUCCUCUGCAGCCGCGAGCCAGGCAGAGGCAGACAAGCCGUCAGGUACGUGCACCCCCAGCCCCUCGCUGCCUCCCCCCAGCAGCGGCCCGGCCCCGGAGGCCGGCCCCGGGCAGCCGGCCAGGCCCCAGCCCGGUGGAGGAGGCGAAGGUCCCGAGCGAGAAGCGGAGCCCAUCCCCAAGAUGAAGGUGCUGGAGAGUCCCCGGAAAUGCGCCGCCGGGGCAAGCCAGGACGGAGCCCCCAAGGAGGCGCGGGGGACCCCCGAGGACGGCCGCUCGCGGAGCAGCCUGGGCUCCCUGCCCCUGGGCAAGCCCCGGCCCGGGGCCACCUCGCCUCUCGGCUCUCCGCUCUCCACCACGUUCCCUUCUCUCGGCAAGGAGCCGCUGCCCCCCAGCAGCCCCCUGCAGAAAGGGGGCUCCUUCUGGAGCUCCAUGCCCGCCUCCCCCGCCAGCCGGCCCGGCUCCUUCACCUUCCCCGGGGACAGCGACUCCCUGCAGCGGCCGGCGCAGCGCCACGCGGCCCCCGGCAAGGACACGGACCGCAUGAGCACCUGCUCCUCGGCCAGCGAGCAGUCGGUGCAGUCCACCCAGAGCAACGGGAGUGAAAGUAGCAGCAGUAGCAAUAUCUCCACCAUGUUGGUGACACACGAUUAUACGGCAGUGAAGGAGGAUGAGAUAAACGUCUGUCAAGGAGAGGUCGUUCAGAUUCUAGCCAGCAACCAACAGAACAUGUUCCUGGUGUUCCGAGCCGCCACCGAGCAGUGCCCUGCGGCCGAGGGCUGGAUCCCGGGCUUCGUCCUGGGCCACACCAGUGCAGUCAUCGUGGAGAACCCUGACGGGACCCUCAAGAAGUCAACGUCUUGGCACACAGCACUCCGUUUAAGGAAAAAAUCUGAGAAAAAAGACAAAGACGGCAAAAGGGAAGGCAAGUUAGAGAACGGUUAUCGAAAAUCACGCGAAGGCCUCAGCAACAAGGUAUCUGUGAAGCUUCUCAAUCCCAACUACAUUUACGAUGUUCCCCCAGAAUUUGUCAUCCCUCUGGGUGAGGUCACGUGCGAGACAGGGGAGACCGUUGUUCUCAGAUGUCGUGUUUGUGGCCGCCCCAGGGCCUCCAUCACCUGGAAGGGCCCCGAACACAACACCUUGAACAACAAUGGCCACUACAGCCUCUCCUACAGUGACUUGGGAGAGGCUGCCCUGAGGAUCGUCGGCGUGACCCCAGACGACGACGGCAUCUACACGUGCAUCGCUGUGAACGACAUGGGUUCAGCCUCGUCCUCAGCCAGCCUCAGGGUUUUAGGUCCAGGGGGUGACGGGAUUGUGGUGGCCUGGAAGGACAGCUUUGACUCCAUCUACAGUGAGGUGGCCGAGCUCGGCAGGGGCAGAUUCUCUGUCGUCAAGAAAUGUGAUCAGAAGGGAACCAAGCGAGCUGUGGCCACCAAGUUUGUGAACAAGAAGCUGAUGAAGCGCGACCAGGUCACCCAUGAGCUUGGGAUCCUGCAGAACCUCCAGCACCCCCUCCUCGUGGGCCUCCUCGACACCUUUGAGACCCCCACCAGCUACGUCCUGGUUCUGGAGAUGGCUGACCAGGGCCGCCUGCUGGAGUACGUGGUACGGUGGGGAGACCUCACUGAAGGCAAGAUCAGGAUGUACCUGGGGGAGGUUCUGGAAGCCGUCAGGUACCUGCACAACUGCAGGAUCGCACACCUGGACCUAAAGCCUGAAAACAUCCUGGUGGAUCAGAGUGUAGCCAAGCCAACAAUCAAACUGGCUGACUUUGGAGACGCUGUCCAGCUCAGCACCACCUACUACAUCCACCAGCUGCUGGGGAACCCAGAGUUUGCAGCCCCCGAAAUCAUCCUCGGGAACCCUGUCUCCCUGACCUCGGACACGUGGAGCGUGGGGGUGCUCGCGUACGUGCUGCUGAGCGGCGUGUCCCCCUUCCUGGACGACAGCGUGGAAGAGACCUGCCUGAACAUUUGCCGCUUGGACUUCAGCUUCCCAGAUGACUACUUCCAAGGAGUGAGCCAGAAGGCCAAAGAUUUCGUGUGUUUCCUCCUCCAAGAGGACCCUGCCAAGCGUCCUUCGGCCGCACUGUCCCUCCAGGAGCACUGGCUGCAGGCGGGCCACGGCAAGGGCACGGACGCCCUCGACACGUCGAGGCUGACGGCCUUCAUUGAGCGGCGCAGACACCAGAACGACGUUCGACCUAUCCGUAGCAUUAAAAACUUCUUGCAGAACAGGCUUUUGCCUAGGGCUUGACCUAUCUUGAAGUUCUUUCUCAUUCUCUUUCACCUGCCAAUCAGCUGUUAAUCUGAUUUUGAAGAGGGAGGUAAAAAAAAAAAAAAAAAAUAGGAAAAGAAAAGAAAAAGUAACUCAUCAGCUGCCGGAAAGUUCAUCGUGUGAAAU